This is a messenger RNA of Cricetulus griseus (Chinese hamster), 4915 nucleotides long. NCBI's taxonomy places the organism in Eukaryota, Metazoa, Chordata, Mammalia, Rodentia, Cricetidae. The record is from RefSeq and is a predicted model, not a curated record.
ACUUCUGAAUGGGACUCGGAAUGCCUUACGUCCCUGCAGCCCCUUCCUCUUCCUCCGCCUCCAGCCGCGAAUGAGGCACAUCUGCAGACUGCAGCCAUCUCCCUGUGGACAGUGGUGGCUGCUGUGCAGGCCAUAGAGAGGAAGGUGGAGGUCCACAGCCGGCGACUUCUCCACCUAGAAGGCAGGACAGGGACAGCAGAGAAGAAACUAGCCAGCUGUGAAAAGACAGUGACUGAGCUUGGGAACCAGCUGGAUGGCAAGUGGGCUGUGCUGGGGACCUUGCUGCAGGAGUAUGGGCUGCUGCAGCGGCGGCUGGAGAACCUGGAGAACUUGUUGAGAAAUAGGAACUUCUGGAUCCUGCGGCUGCCCCCAGGUAUUAAAGGAGAUAUCCCAAAGGUGCCUGUUGCAUUUGAUGACGUCUCCAUCUACUUUUCCACCCCGGAGUGGGAAAAAUUAGAAGACUGGCAAAAGGAACUUUACAAGAAUAUCAUGAAGGGCAACUGCGAGUCUCUCAUCUCCAUGGAUUAUGCCAUGAGUCAACCUGAUGUCUUAUCUCAGAUUCAACCAGAAGGAGAACACAGUACAGAUGACCAGCCAAGACCAGAGGCAAGUGAGAUUCCUGCAGAUGCCAGUGAAGAGCCUGGCCUUUCAACCUCAGAUAUCCUGUCUUGGAUUAAACAAGAGGAAGAGCCUCAGGUUGGAGUCCCCCAGGAGUCCAAAGAGAAUGAGCUGUACAAAGGCUCCUAUGCUGAUGAAGAACUUGUCAUCAAAGCUGAAGACCUUGCUAGAGCCUCCUUGUGUCCUGAAGUUCCAGUCGCCUUUUCUGCCCCCCUACCACAAGCAGCCAAGGAUACGUUUUCAGAUGUAGCUUUCAAAAGCCAGCAGUGUGCACCCAUGACACCUUUUGGACGCACAGCCACUGACUUGCCUGAAGCCUCAGAAGGACAAGUGACUUUUACUCAGUUAGGAAGCUACCCACUUCCACCUCCAGUUGGAGAGCAGAUGUUCUCAUGCCACCAUUGUGGCAAGAGUCUCAACCAAGACAUGUUAAUGACACAUCAAUGUAGCCAUGCUGCUGAACACCCCUUAACCUGUGCACAGUGUCCUAAGCACUUUGCCCCACAGAUGGAUCUCGGUAGCACCUCCCAGGACCAUGCCAGCGAAACACCACCCACCUGCCCUCAUUGUGCCCGGACUUUUACUCACCCCUCAAGACUCACAUACCACCUUCGGGUCCACAACAGCACUGACCGCCCUUUCCCCUGUCCUGAUUGUCCCAAGCGCUUUGCUGACCAGGCUCGACUCACCAGCCAUCGGCGAGCCCAUGCUAGCGAGAGGCCCUUCCGUUGCCCACAGUGUGGUCGUAGCUUUAGCCUGAAGAUCAGUCUCCUGCUGCACCAGAGGGGACAUGCACAGGAGCGCCCCUUCUCCUGUCCUCAGUGUGGCAUUGACUUCAAUGGCCACUCUGCACUGAUUCGUCACCAGAUGAUCCACACAGGCGAGCGUCCAUACCCGUGCACAGACUGUAGCAAGAGCUUCAUGCGUAAGGAACACUUGUUAAACCACCGGAGGCUGCACACAGGUGAGCGGCCUUUCCAGUGUCUGCACUGUGGCAAGAGCUUCAUCCGCAAACACCACCUCAUAAAGCACCAGCGCAUCCACACAGGCGAGCGGCCCUACCCCUGCGCACUGUGUGGAAGGAGCUUCCGCUACAAGCAGACACUCAAGGACCACCUGCGGACCGGUCACAGUGGAGGCUGUGCCGGUGAUAGGGAUCCUUCCACACAGCCACCAGACCCACCUGGUCCACUCUUAACGGCCCUGGAAACCUCUGGCCUAGGUGUUAGCACUGAAGGUCUAGAAUCUAGUCAGUGGUAUGGGGAAGGGAAUGGAGGGGUGGUUUUGUAGACCUGUGGCCCAUUGGUUAUUUAUGUUCACAGCAGAGCAGAAGGUCAAGGAGAAAGCCUACAAGCUCCACAACCCACAGUAAUUAUUAUCUGGUACAUAAAGGAAUUUGGGAGUCUAUACUCAACUAGAGACAUGCUUGUGCUUUGGAAGUCCACAACAGUACAAGAAUACCAUAUUUUGAAAACUGGAAGAGAAUCCAGCACCUAUGUCUUUUCAGAUACCACAAAAUCAGGGUUUGGGAUUGAGAUUUAGCUUCUGGUCAUUCUGUCAGGAUAGCAGGUAAGAGUUGCCUCUAGGUAGAAACAGAUGCAUGGAAAGAGCCCCCAAACCUCAAAGCCAUCUGGAGGCAUGAGAAUGCUCCGAGCCUUUCUUUAACCCCUCAGUGAUGAGAUGACUGUUGGGAGAAUGCGCUUUAGCUUCUUAUGUCACUGUGAAACUAGCUACUUUCUGUUCACACCUGUGUUCACACCUUUCCCUUAAACAUGAUUAUUGGAGGCUGCCUUCCUAGGCCUAGAUUCUGCUAAUACAUUUUUGUUUAAUGUUGAUGAACAAGAAAGCUGACUUUUUUAGCUUAUUUAAGGGGACAGUUCUUAGUUUUUACUAGCUUGAUUUGAAACAUUCAGACUCUUGUAUCAGCUUUUAAAAGGGUAGAGAACUUUACCACAGUCCUAGUUAGAAAAUUAGGAGGAGAGUUUUUUCAGGUUUAGGAGCUAACUAUCCCAGAAAUCCCAGAUACAACAGUGAGAUCAUGGUCUAAAAGUUUGCCUGAAUCAUGAGUUUAGAGUCAUCCCUUUUCUUCAAGCCGGUGAUCUUGUUUUUCCAUUUCUGAUGUUUGAUUCUCUCUCAAUCUCUCUUCCUCCCUUCUGCCCACCUCUCUCUCCUGUAUAUCCUGGCCUAGAACUUGCUUCAUAGACCAGGCUGGACUUGAACUCUGAGAUCUUCCUGCCUCUGCCUCAUGUUCUGGGUACACCAUCAUGCCCAACCUCUUUACAAUCUUUACAAUCCUUACAGUACUUUGUCAAGGCAUCCAACACUUCAGAAAGUGCCACUGAGCUCAGGGCUUUUGUUCCCUCCUGGUGUGAUAGCAGUGUUGUAAUGUGACGUGCUUGAGGAAAGGAUUUUCAUCUCUGCCUGCUCCCACCCCCCCUGGCAGUGAACAGAGUGAGACCCCUCCUCAGUCACUGAGAACUAGAUAUCAAUCAUAUCUGCCUUACCUGUUGUGCUAUUUUUAGACAGGACUUCACUAUGUAGCCCUAGCAGGCCUGGAACUCAGAUCUGCCUGACUCUGCAUCCAGAAUGCUAGGAUUAAAAGCAUGAACUAUCAUGCUCAGCCAUCUGUUGUACUUUGAGGGGUCAUGGCUACCAUGUGUUCUUCUCUUGGACUCAGUCAUCUGAGAGCACCUGAACCUAGUUCUAUCCCUAAGUAUCUGUGCAAACGGGUGUGUCCUCUUCCUUUUUUAGCUCUCACAUUUCUGUCACCAGAAUGAAGCUGUUGAAAGAAAAGGUGAACCUCUAGAAUCUUUUUAAAAAGAAAGAAUCUCUUGACACACUUUCUUUUUUGCCAAAAUCCUGUCCUUCCUUUGGCUUCUGUCCAGACAAAGACAAAUGAGGCAGAAAAACCAAAGCAGAGAAACUCGUGUAGAAACUUGGUGGAAAUCAGUUUGUCUUGUUGUUCUGCUUAGUGGGCCCUACAGUAGAAGAGGCCCUGUAUUUGGGACAGGAAACUGUUUACUCCCACACCCUGCAUUCCCCCAGAAUAUUCUGUGAUAUCUAGAAUGCGAUCUAUAACUGUUUGUUUACACAUGACACUUUCUGGGUAAGGAAGAAAAUGCUUUCUCCUUAUUACUAGGCCCAACCUUCAAUUUUCAUAGUUGGUGUAACCAUGAUAGAUGAUGGUGUUUGCCUAGUUACUGUGCUCCUGUCAACGUUCUACCUGAACAUGCUGCUCUUCAGGACAAUCAUAUAUAUAAAUCACUGUUUCAUGACAUUAAUAAUACCAAGGAUCCCAGGAAACAUAAGAAGUAUGUGUGAGACCUAGCCUGCUGUUCUAACUUUCAGCCUGUUGGCAGGGAAAAUCCCAAAGGGAUAAACAAGACAGAUGAUGGCAGAACUGUGGUCUAUUGGGAUAAAGAGCUUAGCCAGAAUCUGGACCAUCCCACAGGAAAACUUGGGAAUUCUGAAAUCCCAAAAUCAGGUUCAGCUUCAUUAGUGGCCCACUAGGGGCUUGAAUGUGAUAUUUGCACCUGAAAAAGAAGGAAUCAAAGUAUUAUCCUCAGGGUGAGCUGAAGAAGAGAUACCUACUGAAGCUGCAGUGUGGGGCUAGAUAACAUCUAAAGUUCAUCUGAACUCAACAGAUUUACCAAGGAUGCAAAAGUUAUUGAGAGGCCUAUGUACCAGAGUGAUACCAACGGAUCCCAGUGCCUGUUCUGUUAGGAGCCAUAGCCAGCAGGGAUCUUGAAUAUAGCUCAAAUGCCAACCAAACAAGAGCCAUAAAACCAAAUAAAAGGGAAUGUGCAGGGCCAUCCCAGAAACUUGGAAGCAUGUGGAAUCAAUACUAAUCCUUAGUCUGGCUCAAAGUAGGGACUUCAGCUGUUGUAUAAUCAAUUCUUUCCAUUCACCAAUCUAUCAAGUAGAACCUAUUUGUCAAAGUUCAAAAGAGGCCCAUUGGAAAAUGUAAAAUUCAACAGAAGUUUUCAGCAAGUAGAAUGUCUACCUGGUGUCUUGAGAGAAACUAUACAUUUAACCCUGUAACUAAAGAGGCACCUGGAACCUUGUGCUCAUGACUAGUUCCUAUAGGGAAGAGGAACCCCCAGAAGUGUCCUACUAAUCUCUCUGUCCCCUAGAUGAUGGCCCAAAAACUGUUCCUCAGAGUGCAUCCAAGAGUUGGCUCUAACCAGAACUACUCUUUACUUGCUGGAGUUUUUAUUGUCAACACUGAAUGAGCCUCUGGUUCAGCCACAAAUAUGAAAAUAAAUGGUUAAUUGUUUAGAAAGUGAAAGAUGAUUGA